Acipenser ruthenus (sterlet) is the source of this 1937-nucleotide messenger RNA. RefSeq names its product serine/threonine-protein kinase Sgk3-like. Gene Ontology annotation, molecular function: ATP binding; phosphatidylinositol binding; protein serine/threonine kinase activity. The transcript is spliced from 17 exons. The coding region runs from base 442 to 1899 and encodes 485 amino acids. Gene Ontology annotation, biological process: protein phosphorylation. The record is from RefSeq and is a predicted model, not a curated record. Lineage: Eukaryota; Metazoa; Chordata; Actinopteri; Acipenseriformes; Acipenseridae.
AGAGGUAGGCAUGCUACUGGAGUUUUUAAAGAUCCCUUGUAAUGUAGUGAAGUCCCGUGACUUCGAAAAACUGCACUGAAUUUUGAGUGUAAAGUUUUAGACUUUUUCAUCUGGGCAGCAUUUAAAAGAACGUUAAUUUGCAUGGGUGUCCUUUUUUUUGCUGGGGAAAACAUAAAAGCUUUAUGACGUUACUACUACUUCAAAAAAAAAAAAAAAGUCAUGUUUACAUACAGUUGUUGGCAGCUCCCGACACGUCAGUGAAGCAGAGACCGAGAACGAGGAAGAGGUUUACUGAACUUUUAAAAGUUUCGCAAAGCGGAGUGAAAUGAUGGGAAUUCAGAUGUCAACCCAUAUGCUUUGCUUUGUUGGAUCUGAACCUUGAAAAUCCUUUUUUCUCAUCUGUUACUCUUGAGUCUUCGCCAGCCUGUGUAUUUGAACAAGAUGGAUGCCGAUGGCUGCCCCUAUGUCAGCAUUCCCUGCCAUAAUGAGCAACGGGACAAAAAGAAGCGGUAUACUGUUUACAAAGUAAUGGUUUCAGUCAGGAGACAUGAAUGGUUUGUCUUCAGGAGAUAUGCAGAAUUUGAUAAACUCUACAACACACUAAAGAAACAGUUUCCUAACAUAAACUUGAAGCUCCCAGCGAAACGAAUAUUCGGAGACAACUUUGAUCCAGAAUUUAUAAAGCAAAGAAGAACAGGGCUACAUGAAUUUAUUCAGAGAUUGGUCACACAUCCUCAACUAAGCCACCAUCCUGAUGUGAGGGCAUUUCUUCUGAUGGACAAACCAAAGAAUCUUUCUGAUCCUUCAGAAGAUGAUGAAGAGAAACACAACUCUACCUCCGGCGACAUUAACCUGGGUCCAUCUGCAAAUCCUCAAGCUAAACCAACCGACUUUGACUUCCUCAAAGUAAUUGGAAAAGGGAGCUUUGGAAGGGUUCUUCUUGCGAAACAUAAACUGGACAAUACAUAUUAUGCAAUCAAAGUCUUACAGAAAAGAGUCAUUCUUAACCGGAGAGAGCAAAAACACAUAAUGGCUGAGCGCAACGUGCUGCUGAAGAAUAUAAAGCAUCCUUUCUUGGUUAGGCUACAUUAUUCUUUCCAAACAACAGGCAAGCUUUACUUUGUGCUGGAUUUCAUUAAUGGAGGAGAGCUGUUUUUCCAUCUACAAAGAGAACGCACCUUUCCAGAGCCCAGAGCCAGGUUUUACAUUGCAGAAAUGGCGAGUGCACUGGGCUACUUACAUUCAAUAAAUAUUGUUUACAGGGAUUUGAAACCAGAGAACAUUUUACUAGACUCCCAAGGUCAUAUAGUUUUAACUGAUUUUGGGCUGUGUAAAGAAGGAAUUUCUCAGGACGACACCACAACUACUUUUUGUGGGACACCGGAAUACCUUGCACCAGAGGUCCUGAGAAAGCAGCCCUAUGACAAUACAGUGGACUGGUGGUGUCUUGGCUCUGUCCUGUAUGAGAUGCUCUAUGGACUGCCUCCAUUUUAUAGCCGAGAUACUGCUGAGAUGUAUGAAAACAUACUUCACAAGCCCCUGACCGUUAGGCCUGGAGCUACCAAUGCUGCCUGGUCUAUUCUAGAGGGAUUGCUGGAAAAAGACCGGACAAAGAGAUUGGGAUCGAACGAUGAUUUUCUUGAGAUCAAAAGGCACCCCUUUUUUCAUGCUAUCAGCUGGGACGACCUUGUACAGAAGAAGUUCCCACCUCCAUUUAAUCCUUGCGUAGCUGGUCCUGAAGACAUCCAGAACUUUGAUACAGAAUUUACAGAAGAAACGGUCCCACACUCUGUGUGCUAUACUUCUGAGCAGUCCAUUGUUAAUGCUAGCGUACUUGAGGCAGACGAUGCAUUUGUUGGUUUUUCCUACGCACCCCCUUCUGAAGACUCAUUCCUCUAGAAUGACUCCUGACUGCCUGGACUGGGGGGGGGGGGGGG